This is a messenger RNA of Vollenhovia emeryi, 2084 nucleotides long. RefSeq names its product ubiA prenyltransferase domain-containing protein 1 homolog (gene heix). The transcript is spliced from 2 exons. The record is from RefSeq and is a predicted model, not a curated record. Bases 349 to 1401 code for a protein of 350 amino acids. NCBI's taxonomy places the organism in Eukaryota, Metazoa, Arthropoda, Insecta, Hymenoptera, Formicidae. Gene Ontology annotation, cellular component: endoplasmic reticulum; Golgi membrane. Gene Ontology annotation, biological process: vitamin K biosynthetic process; menaquinone biosynthetic process. Gene Ontology annotation, molecular function: prenyltransferase activity.
CCCCCUCCUCGGCGCGCAGCGAGAACGCACCGGGGGGGGUGACAGCCCCUGGCCGAGGGGAUCGUCGUCGUCGUCGUCGUCUUCGUCGUCGUCGUCGUCGUCAUCGUCGUCUGCUGUCCCGCGAGAAAAGAAAACGACACUUUGGUCCUCUCGUCCCUCCUUUCCUCUUGUACUCAUUUCUUUCGACGCUCGAUCGCCGAAUUUGAGAAAGUUACACGUACGAAGGCGUACGGGCGGGCGCGAUGCGCACGCGGCGCGGAAUUGGGAUACCGUUAAAUAGGAUGCACCAACGGAUCUCGAGCAUCGUGGCGUCUAACGAUCAGUAAUCGAUCGUACUGUACACGAAACAUGAUGUCCAACGGCAUUCAAAAUCCAACCAAGCAGAUCGAAGCCAGCUCGGUGGGAAAUAAUGUACAUCACUCGUCCUCCACAUCGACAACGACGUUAUCGUCGUCGUCGUCAGCAGCAGCAGCAGCAGCAGCGUCUCCGUCGGGCUUGAGCUCGACCCUGAUGAGCUGGGCUCCUUAUCUCCUGGCAGCCCGACCAUGGUCGCUCAGCGUGUCGCUGAUGCCGACGUUACUCGGUUGGACACUGGCGUCCCGUGUGACGGACCUCGCGACCGUCAGUAUGCUGCUGCUAACUCUGUUCGUGGUGCUUUGCGUACACGGCGCCGGUAAUGUAGUGAACACCUAUUUCGACUACGUGAAGGGCGUCGACAGCAGAAAGAGCGACGACAGAAUACUGGUAGAUCAGAUACUGACCAAGGACGACCUGGUGUCGGUGGGGGCAUGCCUGUACGCGUUAGGCUGCCUUGGAUUUGUCCUGCUGGCUGCCCUCUCCCCCGCGAAGAUGGAGCACCUGGCUUUUGUGUACUUUGGCGGCUUGUCCUCCUCCUUCCUCUACACGGGGGGCAUAGGAUUCAAAUAUAUCGCACUAGGCGAUGUACUUAUCUUAGUCAUAUUCGGUCCAAUCUCAGUUCUAUUUGCGUUCAUGGCGCAAACCGGUUACGUUGAGCUAGGAACAAUUUAUUACGCGAUACCGCUCGCCUUAAAUACCGAGGCUAUUUUGCACAGCAACAAUACGAGGGACAUGGAGAGCGACAAGAAGGCGGGGAUCGUAACGCUAGCUAUCUUAAUAGGUCAUACCGCGUCUCAUGUUUUAUAUGCUUUUUUACUGUUUACACCGUACAUAAUUCUUAUAGUAUUGGCGUUCAGAUAUUCCAUCUGGUUUCUACUGCCAGUGGUCACCCUGCCGACCGCCUUCAAAAUAGAAAAGGAAUUCCGCAAUCCGCUUAGAAUUCAAAAUGUGCCUAAACAGACAGCCAGAUUAAACAUGUUUCUAGGUAUGUUGUAUGUUGCCGCUUGUUCGCUCGUGGGCUCGCUUCCUUAUCUAUCACCCUAAAUUUAUUCGUCGAGCUUUCGCCCCCCCCCCCCCCCUGUCUUGGAUUAUUCUUUCUAUACGGCAACGUGAUGCGCCCGGUGAUACUUUUCUCAUUAAGAUUUCAUUCAGACAAACAAAAGCAGUAAUUUUGUUAAAUUUGUUCUUAUUUAUUACAUUCACUAGGUCAUAUCGUAACGUGUCCAGAUGGCCGCUCGCCGUUUUGUUAUCUGCAAGAGUAAUCCAAGAUCGACGUUCUUGAUGAAGUUAGGACUUGAUCGAGAUACAUAUAUCGGUAGCUUGUUGUCAACUGACAAAUUUGAUAAUUUUAUCAAGAGCUCUGAGCCCUCGUUCGAUCACAUUCAAAUUAUUAUUUAUAGCACAAGUGAAGAGAGAACAACUCCAUUGUCGGAGAUAUUUAAGUCACGUUUGCCUCGAGGUACAAAUUUUAUUCAUAUCAGUUUCGAAGUGUCUGUCACGAAUUUAAGUCUCCCCGUGACUCGGUCUUGAAUAUUAGUUUACACUGCGCACUGUACUGUCACUUUUUGUAAUAAGAUAAAAUAUCAUUUUCGCGGACGUCAGGACUUGAAGAAACGGAGGAAUACAAUGUGUAGUCCCGUCGUUCCCGUCUUUUCUCGUUUUUCACUUAAAAAGUCCAACUAAAUCUUUUAUACGAAUCCCUCGACAAUUAAACUUCUUGAAACAGA